Messenger RNA from Toxotes jaculatrix (banded archerfish), 777 nucleotides. RefSeq names its product nuclear receptor subfamily 0, group B, member 2b (gene nr0b2b). Gene Ontology annotation, molecular function: transcription corepressor activity; transcription factor binding. The record is from RefSeq and is a predicted model, not a curated record. Lineage: Eukaryota; Metazoa; Chordata; Actinopteri; Toxotidae. The transcript has 2 exons. Gene Ontology annotation, cellular component: nucleus; cytoplasm. Gene Ontology annotation, biological process: negative regulation of transcription by RNA polymerase II; circadian rhythm. The coding region runs from base 1 to 777 and encodes 258 amino acids.
AUGUUUCCUCCUGAUGAGAAGAUUACAAACAGCACUUGUUACCGGGAUCAGCAUCCUCACACUAUCCUUUAUAACAUUUUGAGCUGGAGGGACAGCAACUACCUCAACAACAAACUGAACUCCAUGCCACACAGCUGCCACUGUGAGCACAGGAGGGCAGUUUGCCUGAAGGAGCCAGAAGCCACCUGCCAAGUUGCCUCCAAUGUGCUGGUCAAAACCAUCUGCUUCAUGAGAAGUUUACCAUCCUUCAGCCAGCUUCCGUCCGGAGAUCAGACAGCGCUGUUAAAACACUGCUGGGUUCCUUUAUUUGUUCUGGGGCUUGCACAAGAAAAGAUAGUGUUUGAAGUGACUGAUGCACCGAAUUCAAGUAUCCUUAGACAGAUUUUGCUCAGACAGGGACUUUCUGAGAAGGAGGCUGACCAGCCAACUCUUGCCGGAGUCCACAGACUGAGAACUUGCUUGCGUCAGCUGUGGAAUCUGGACCUCAACCUGAAGGAAUAUGCUUACCUGAAGGGUGCUGUGCUGUUCAACCCAGUCGUUCAAGGAUUGAGCGCCAUGUUGCUGAUUGAGGGCCUCCAACAGGAAGCUCAGAGAGCUCUCCAUGAAGUCAUCUGCCUCCUGCACCCAGAGGACGCCAGUCGCUUCGGACACAUCCUUCUAGCAGCCUCUGCCAUUCAGAAUAUCAACCACAGCUUAGUCACAGAGCUCUUCUUCAAGCCAAUUAUUGGCAACACCAGUAUGAUACGUUUACUAACAGAGAUGUUAUUUGUCCAGUAA